AUGGAAGAGUCACCCGAACAGCUCAUGAGCCAGGCAUUGCUGGAGAAGCUGGAACCUCUCAUUCACACCAUUGAAUCACAACUCAGGGACCUUGGACAGGGUCAAGUUAUUCUUCAAGGCAAUGUUGCCCAACUCUCCUCGGAAAUAAAUAUGACGCAGGCCGAGUUGGACAAGGUUCAUGAUACUUUUGCCAGGCUACCACAUUAUAUCGCCAAGCUGACAGCCAUGAAGAACACCAUCGCAACGGUCUCGGUUAUGUCGAGGAAGCUGAAGCGCAGGGCAGAGCAGGUUGCCAUUGGACGAGAGAAGCAGAACAACAAGGCACAGGCGGCCAAGGCACGCGAGCAGGCUUACGAUCAGACCAUUGCGGCGGUGCAAUUAAGGACAUCAGGAUCAACUGCAUCCGCGUCAACUGAACCUCAGAUGCAAAGUAGUUCUGGGGAAGGAGCAGCAGGGACAGCGAGAGGAGCCUCGAUCAAUCAGGCACUUCCCCCGUUGUCACCGCAGAACUCUUCCACGAUUUCAAUGCCAUCGAUCCGCCUUCCGUUCCCACUGCCUGCCAAGCCAGCUUUUCCCAUAGUGUCAACCUCACGAUUAUCCAGUGGUACAGGAUCUCCGCCGCCGUCCUCAUCACAGAGGCUCUCGCCCAUGCUUUCUGGACGGGGGGUUGAGACGUCGACAGUAACAUCAACAGGAGAACUUGGUCCAGAGCAAGCAAUUGAGCAAGCAGAUAGCAACAGUAACAGCCCACAGCAGCCCUUGGUGGAUCGAUUCCCACAGAUAUCGUCGACGACAGACGAUUCCAUUAAGGCAGUAGGGUCAUCGAUGGAGGUGGAGGUGAUGCGGUUGCGGCGAAAAAAGAAGGCAGGAACAAAGUCAAGCGCGAGCAGCGUUGCAAGUACGGGAACGACUGGAUCCAAGAAGGGUCAGACAGGCAAGAGUGUCAAAGCCGGCCCAGGGACGCCACGCGCCUCGUCUCCCUCACAGAUCUAA
Molecule: messenger RNA, 993 nt
Organism: Linnemannia hyalina
Lineage: Eukaryota; Fungi; Mortierellomycota; Mortierellomycetes; Mortierellales; Mortierellaceae
Source: the annotation of a GenBank genome assembly